GAUUACCUUCCCUGUUUAGACUCGAGAUGUUGUAAACGCCAAAGGAAACUACUUGUAUGCUUAGUGAAGGACUAUAGAUUUGUAAGCAGCAUACAAAUAUGGCGUUUCAUACAUUGUAAUCUUUCCUAUUGGUUUACUGAUUCCUAAUAAAAGCACUACGCUCGAGGCAGGUGGAAACUCACAGACACUCGAAACCAUGUGACGUGCGUGCAGAGAGAGGGCGCACGGUGUUUGAUUCCGUCAGUCUCUGGUGGUUAUUAGGGUGUGUCCUGUUUAGGGCAGAGAGAGAGAGAGCGCGAAAGAAAGGUAUAUUGGACAUCGAAGUGAAGUUAACAACCAGUUCGAUCGCGGUAGGACUAGAUACACAGACCAUUCAUUCUGUACAAAGUUCACGGAGAAUGGCCUCCUCUCGAAUACUUUCCUGUUUAUUGUUGCUCGGUUGCGCGUGUGCAACAAAUCCGUUUCAAGGUAAAGAACGAGGGUUCAUCGGGUUGGUUGACCCUCAGGAUGCCGACCGUGUUACAGUGUCCAAGGCGACCGCAGACACGCUACGGAGCAGUCUGACCACGGUGUUCCUCCCCAUCGUCUACAUAGUGGUGUUUGCUGUGGGGCUCCCCACCAACGCCAUGGCCAUCUGGGUCUUCCUGUUCAGGACCAAGAAGAAGCACCCUUCCGCCAUCUACAUGGCCAACCUGGCUCUGUCCGACCUGCUCUUUGUCAUCUGGACUCCCCUGAAGAUCGCCUACCACCUCAACGGCAACGACUGGAUCUAUGGAGAGGGGUUGUGUAAAGUCCUGGUGGGCUUCUUCUACGGGAACAUGUACUGCUCCAUCCUCUUCAUCACCUGUCUGAGUGUGCAACGCUACUGGGGUGUGGCCCAUCCUCUAUCUCAGCAGAGGAAGAACAACAAAGUGGCGGUCGCUGUCUCCGUCUCUAUCUGGGCCUUCAUCUGGCUCACCACCACCCCUCUGUACCUGUACAACCACACGGCCAAGCUCAAGGACCCGAACAUCACCACCUGCCAUGACGUCAACAUCAUCCAUGAUCUGGAGGACCCCUUCCCUGACGUAGCGCUCCCCUACUUCUACUUCGUCCUCAUGGCCGGCAUCGUGUUCCUGGUCCCCUCGCUGGUCAUCAUCCUGGCCUACAUCCUCCUCCUGAGUGCUCUCGGGAACGCCAUGACGGACGGGAGCGCCGGGAAGAACCGCCGGAAAGCCGUGGUGCUGAUCGUGACCGUGCUGGUCACCUUCCUGGUGUGUUUCAUCCCCAGUAACAUCAUGCUGGUCGUCCACUACUCCCUCCUCAAAGACGGGGUGGUCAACAACGGCUACGGCUUCUACAUCACCACUCUGUGUCUGGCCAGCCUCAACUGCUGUCUGGAUCCCUUUAUCUACUACUUUGUGUCGGAGGACUUCAGGGACCAUGUGAAGAACACACUGCUGUGUAGGAGCAGCAGGACGGUGGAGAGGAUGAGGGUCUCCUUCAGCUCCAUGAAGUACUCCAGGAAGAGCAAGGCCUACGUGUCUGAGUCUGGGAACACGCAGAGCAGUACCUGCUAGUAAUGGAUGACUUGGGACAGACACUGGCAGAGGGUCGUUGAAAAGACGAUUCCUCUCUUGUAUGAAUAUGGACUGUGAUGCACUGGAACUGACUGUACGCGCCUUGUAAAAAUGUAGAGACCUAAAAAGGGUCUCCUGUAACUGUUGUGAAAUAGAAUUAUUUACAAGAAAGGGAUCAUGAUGGUGUGUUAUUGACAGACGCACAACCUGACUUCUCACAGGACCAGGACAUGGAGUCCAGAAGAGGAGAAAAUGGGUCUCGGCACAGUAAGCGAACCACCCAAAAGAGGAACUAUAUUACUUAUCUGUCUGACAGUGUGUCCGAAGGAGUUUUAGUAAGUUUUAAGUUAGGACUUUGGCCAACGCUGAGUCACCUUACACAGACUACUAGUGAAAAUGGCUGAAUAUAUGCAUAUAUAGCCUGGACUUGUUACUCCUUUUGUGAUUUUCAUAUGAAUGACGUUAGAGGGCAAAUGUGAAAGAUGUAAAUAUCUAGUUAGAUAUUGUCUUAAUGUGACGAUGAAGAGGUCAAACACCGAUGCAUAUCGGACAUGUUAUUGCCUAGCACAUGGGGAACAACAUGUCUGAUGAAAUCCCCAGUGAGAGACUUUUACAUUGUACAGUUAAAUGUCAUGCAGUUAGGUGUAAAGUAUUGAGUACUAUGGUGAUAAGUUACCCAUAUUUUAGAGGGGCAGUGGUGGAGCCAAACUGGCUUUAAGUCUAUAAUCUACAUGUGUUCUAUGCCUUUUAUACCGUGUAUUUGCCUCAGUCAGAUCAUGUAGGCCAGACAUAUUAACACUGUGCAUUUUUACUUUUGUGCCAUUGUUUUAAGCCAUUCAAAGUUGUUGUUUUUUUAAAGUUUGUUUUGUUUCUUAAAUAAACGUAUGACCUACAAUAAACUUAUGGUGUUA
Oncorhynchus tshawytscha (Chinook salmon) is the source of this 2470-nucleotide messenger RNA. RefSeq names its product proteinase-activated receptor 2. Lineage: Eukaryota; Metazoa; Chordata; Actinopteri; Salmoniformes; Salmonidae. Gene Ontology annotation, molecular function: thrombin-activated receptor activity. Gene Ontology annotation, biological process: blood coagulation; thrombin-activated receptor signaling pathway; positive regulation of Rho protein signal transduction. Gene Ontology annotation, cellular component: membrane. The record is from RefSeq and is a predicted model, not a curated record. The coding region runs from base 399 to 1559 and encodes 386 amino acids. The transcript has 2 exons.